Messenger RNA from Monoraphidium neglectum, 1257 nucleotides. RefSeq lists its product as hypothetical. NCBI's taxonomy places the organism in Eukaryota, Viridiplantae, Chlorophyta, Chlorophyceae, Sphaeropleales, Selenastraceae. The record is from RefSeq and is a predicted model, not a curated record. The transcript is spliced from 6 exons. Bases 1 to 1257 code for a protein of 418 amino acids.
AUGAUCUACGGAAGCUACAAGGCCACGCAGUUUCGCGCCAUGCUGAUGCGGGCGCGGGGCCGCAGCAGGCAGGAGAUCAAAGAGCGGCUCUGGGACUCGCAGCACGAGUGGGCGGGGAGACAGAUGUACAAGCUCUGCAUUGACCUCAGGGGGUUCUAUUUGAAGGUGCCGCCGAUGACGGCUGACCGCACCGCCGAGGUGCUGAAGCGCGAGCUGGGUGUUGAUGAUCUGGGGGAGCUGUUUGAGUGGAUCGACCUGGAGUCUCCCCUUGGGUCGGCCUCCAUCAGCCAGGUCCACAAGGCGGAGCUGCGCCGCUUCUCCCCCGCACAGCUCCGCCAGUUCUCCCGCCAGCGCCGCGGCCGCGCCCGCCGCGUCGCGCUGCUGCCCGGGGACACCGCCUGGUCCGUCUGCAACGACGCCGGCGUGUCCCUCGCUGAGCUGGCGGCCGCCAACCGCGGGGUGGACCUGGAGGCACUGGGCGCCGGCGACGUGGUGCGCGUGCCCGAGGUGCUGGCGCUGCAGGAGUUCCAGGACAGCCACCUGGCGGGCCGCCUGCUUGGCAGCGAAGAGGUGGAGGACGACGGCGCGGGGGGCGCGGGCGGCUGGGGCGGCAGCAGCAGCAGCAGCAGCGAGAGCGAGGGGAUCGGGUGGAUCGGGGGCACCAGCAGCGGGUGGGGCAGCAGCAGCGACGGCGACCGCCGGCGCGGCGCGAGCGUCGCGGAUGAUACGCUGCUGGGCGGCAUCACAGGCGGCGCUGUCGGCCCGCUCGGCGGCCUGGGGCGCCUGCUGGACGGCCUGCGGCGCGCCGUGCCGGGCGCGCGGCUCGCGCCGGAGCGGGAGGAGCGGCCGAUCGCGAGCGGCGCGGCGGCGGCGGUGGCGCACGCGGUGGCGGUCGGCAGCGUGCCGCGCAGCGGGCUGGUGGCCGUCAAGGUGCAGUACCCUGACGCACUGCAGGUGAUGACUGAGGACCUCAUCAACCUGAGGGCCAUCAGCGCCUUCCUGUCAAAGACAGAGCUCAAGUUUGACCUAGUGUCGGCGGUGGACGAGCUGCAGAAGCAGAUCCACCUCGAGGAGGCGCGUGUCAUGGACGCGAUCGCGACCCACCUGGCCCCCAUCACGUCACGCGUGGCCGUCCCACGCAGCGUGCCGGGCCUGGUGACUCAGCGCGUGAUGGCGAUGACGUUCAUGGAGGGCACCCCCCUGAUGCAGCUGCAGGACAAGGUGGCGCACCUGCCAAAGUGGCAGCGCGACAAGUGA